Molecule: messenger RNA, 1518 nt
Organism: Priapulus caudatus
Lineage: Eukaryota; Metazoa; Priapulida; Priapulimorpha; Priapulimorphida; Priapulidae
Product: solute carrier family 28 member 3-like
Exons: 10
Coding region: 1-1518 (505 amino acids)
Biological process (GO): nucleoside transmembrane transport
Cellular component (GO): membrane
Molecular function (GO): nucleoside:sodium symporter activity
Source: RefSeq, a predicted model, not a curated record
AUGAAGAGAAAAGAGAGGUCACAGGAAUUUAAUUCUCCCGUGCGAAUUGAGAACUCUGAAUACGAUCACGAGACGGACUCUCUCAAUGGCGACCCGGCGGCAUGGGCCGUCCACGCGGAAACCGUCUGCACAUUCGUAUCUGACCUAUACGGAAGCAACAAGACCGCACUGUGGAACGUUAUAUACGUUCUUCUCGUAUGUGCAUAUCUCAGCUACUUCUGCUACGCCGUCUGGUAUAAUAUCGUGCGAGUUGGAUGCAUCCAGCCCGUGCUUGAUCUCAUCGCAGUUACAGCGAUCGUGACCGCUCUACUACUCUACGUAGUCGUCAAGAAUCAAUGCGGCAGGCACUUCUCAUUCUGCAGACCCAGCGCUACGGUACUGAUGCAGACAGUGGACGCGAAUUGGCGCUGGUUACAAUGGGUAUUGUACGUUAGCAUCGUUGUCGUUAUCCUGCUUAUUCUGUUUGUGGCACUACGACUCCAAGACACCCCGCGCAAUCUAAUAUCUGGAGUUGGUAUCGUCGUCAUGGUCUUCUUCUGUUUCAUAUUCUCCAAACACCCGUCAAAGGUGAGAUGGAGACCAGUUCUGUGGGGAUUGGUACUGCAGUUGAUAUUUGGAAUUCUUAUCCUACGAACUCACGCGGGUUUCGUCGUCUUCAAAUGGUUUGGUGACGUCAUCUCAAUUUUCCUCUCUUUCUCCGACGCGGGCGCCUCUUUCCUAUUUGGAGAUCCUGAAUUCCUGGAUCAUUUCAUCGCUUUUCAGGUCCUCCCAGGCAUCGUGUUCUUCAGUUCGGUCAUCUCUGUACUGUACUAUCUGGGAGUGGUUCAGAUAGUGAUCACCAGCAUAGCCUGGGUCAUGCAGAAGACGUUGACAACAACAGCAGCAGAGUCACUUAAUGUCGCCGGCAAUAUAUUCAUGGGAUUGGCGGAGGCUCCAUUGUUGAUCAAACCUUACAUAGGAAUCUUGACGCUGUCGGAGCUUCACGCAGUGAUGGUGGGCGGACAUUCUACCAUUGCAGGAUCAGUUAUGGGCGCAUAUAUUGGCUUUGGGAUAAGUGCGAGUCAUCUGCUGUCGGCGUCAGUGAUGUCAGCCCCAGCAGCUCUCGCCGUAUCGAAGCUGCUCUGCCCGGAGACAAAGCGAUCGAAAACCAAAACAAUAGCGGACGUACAAAUCCCCAGGCCGCGGGAUCGGAAUAUUGUCGAGGCGGCGUCAAACGGUGCAUCACAGUCCACGAAGAUCGUAGCAAGCAUCGCUGUCAAUCUCUUAGCGUUUCUCUCCAUUCUGAAGAUGAUCAAUGCCAUUCUGGCCUGGCUCGGUGGUAUGGUUGGCCACCCAACACUAUCCUUCGAAUUGAUCUGUUCGUACGUGUUCGUACCUGUCACGGUCAUAAUGGGUGUGGAGACAGACGAUCAGAUGCUGGUAGCCGAACUGCUCGGUAUCAAGACAUUUCUCAACGACUUCAUCGCGUUUCAGAAAUUAGCGGACUACAUAAAAGCGGGAACGCUACAGCAAGCCUAG